AAACAAAACACCCACCUACACCACCAUUUUGGGGAACUCUCUACGGUUGAAGAAGAGUCGUCAGUUUCUAAACAAAGCCGAGCACCUUAACUCAUGAUUGCUGUUUCAGGUAUGCAAACACAACCACCAACCACUCUCUAAUUCAUUCCCUAAUCAUUAGGAAUCAUAAACACCAGCAGAUGUUAACAUGGGUUUGUUGUCUGAAUCGUUUUUUCACAUCUGUUUCUGGUUGCUAUGAGGUUGUUCUGUGCAUCAUGGAAUUGGGGUGUCAGGAAAUGCUGGAAGUCUUUUCCUUUCUGUCUUUUUUUGGUUUUGAAGAUUUGGGAUGAGCAAAUUCCUGUCAGUUCUAAAGUUUAUGAAAAGGGUGUUCUCUUUUGUUUCUUUCUUCACGGCAUCUAACUCCAUUUCUGUUUUUCUUUUAGUAAAAAAUGAAAAUUUGGGUUUUUGGAUAAUCAAGGAAGAAACUUUAUUGAAACAGGGUUGGUUCAAGAGAUGAUCUUUUAGUUUAGUUGUUGUUAUCCCUUUGCUUGGUUCUCUAGCUAGUCCCUUUUCUAUGGAUUUAAAUGAAUAUACGGACCUAUGUUUUUGUUUUCUUCAUUUUAGGUGUGAAAUUCAAUUUUGGUUGGUUGGUUACUUUUGCGUCUUUAAUUUGGUUGGUUGUUUACUACUUGUGUUUAAUAUGCUUGUAUAAUAAUAAUAAUUAUUAUUUUAUAUUUGAUAUACUUGUUUUUUAUGGUUUCCAUUAAAUUUAUAUUUGUAUG
Rubroshorea leprosula is the source of this 761-nucleotide messenger RNA. The record is from the annotation of a GenBank genome assembly. Lineage: Eukaryota; Viridiplantae; Streptophyta; Magnoliopsida; Malvales; Dipterocarpaceae.